CCCACAGCGGCAGCACCGCAGCUGGCUGGGAGCCGCCAGUGCCAGCCCAUGGCUGAGCCUGCCCUUCUCCUCGCUGCCCAGAUGGAGCAGCUGGCCCGGGCACCCCUGGCCUCACCGUGUCCCCGGAUCCCGAGGGCCCGCAUCGCCCGGGGGCACUGUGCCCAGUGCUGGGCCCACCUGGGCUGCAGCUCUGGCCCCUCCUUGGGCCGAAUGAAUCAGCUUCCCCAGAAGAGUCCCCUGCGACCACGCCCUGCCGGCUGCUCCCCGCUGUCGUCUGCGGAGAGCUUGUCCAUGGAUGGCUUUUGGGUGGAGGUGGAGCGGAUCCAACAGAGGGAUGAGCUGAGAGAGGAGGACAGCAGUGACGGCCACCUCCCAGAGGAAGGGGAAGCUGAAUCCCAGUGGCUGCAGGACACAGGCCUGUCGGGUCUCCUUGGUGGCCUGGACUUGGACAGCGAUCAUCGGGAGCUCCUGUCCACCCUGACACAAACCCAGGUGGCCGCUGUGUGCCGCCGGCUGGACAUCUAUACCCGCUCAGCCCGAAGACGACACAAGGCACCUAUCAGAGAUGUCAGGGACAUCUUUGGGGUCUUUAAUUCAGGGGGAGUGUCUUCAGAGAAUGGGGACUCAGGUGUGAAAUGGACCCAGCUCAGUUGCGGGGCUUCCAAGUCUCCUCCAGCAGCAGCAGAGCCCGGGAGGCCACAGGAGCAGGCUGGGCAGGAAGAAGCCUUCGACAUGGACUCUGCCUACUCGGAACAAGCUGCAGCACUCCUGCGGAGGGCCAAGCCAGCCUUGGGUGGCACCCCUGCCUGCGGCAAGGGUUCCCUGCCGAAGUUCCAAAUCCACAAAGGCAGACUUGGCGUGACGAGGAUAGGAGACUUGUCCCUGCAGGAUAUGAAGAAGGUCCCUCCUCUGGCCCUCAUAGAGCUGACGGCGCUCUGUGACGUCCUCGGCUUGGACCUGAAGAGGAGCAAGGCCGGGAAGGGGAAAGCGGCGGAAACUCGCCUCUUCGGUGUGCCCCUCGACAGCCUGCUAGAAGCUGACCACAAAGUCCGGCCCAGUGCACAGGUCCCGCUUGUCCUUCAAGCACUGCUGUCCUGUUUGGAAAAGAGAGGGCUAGACACAGAAGGCAUCCUCAGGGUGCCUGGAUCCCAGGCCAGGGUCAAGGGGCUGGAACAAAGGCUGGAGAGAGACUUCUACACUGGCCUUUUUAGCUGGGAUGAGGUUCAUCACAACGAUGCAUCCGAUUUGCUCAAAAGGUUCAUCCGGAAGCUGCCAGCGCCUCUGCUCACCGCCGAGUACCUCCCGGCCUUCGCGGUGGUGCCCAACAUCCCGGACCUAAAGCAGCGUCUGCAGGCCCUCCACUUGCUCAUCCUCCUCCUCCCGGAACCCAACAGGAAUGCCUUGAAGGCACUCCUGGAAUUCCUCAGGAAGGUGGUGGCCCGGGAACAGCACAACAAGAUGACCCUGUGGAAUGUUUCCACGGUGAUGGCCCCUAAUCUCUUCCUGCACCAAGGGCGGUCGCCCAAGCUGCCCAAGGGCCAGGAGAAGCGCCUGGCAGAGGGGGCGGCGGAGGUGGUGCAGCUGAUGGUGCACUACCAGGACCUGCUGUGGACGGUCGCCUCUUUCUUGGUGGCCCAGGUGCGAAAGCUGAACGACAGCAGCAGCCGGCGCCCCCAGCUCUGCGAUGGGGGCCUCAAGACCUGGCUGCGGAGGAUCCACGCAGACAGGGACAAGACGGGGGACGGCCCGGAGGCGACUCUCAAGGUGGCGAAGAUCCAGGUGGCCUGGCCUACCAAUGACGCGCUGAAGGUGCCUCUGACCCCCAGCACCAGAGUGGCCCACGUCCUGAGGCAGUUCACAGAGCGCAGCAGCCUUGGUUCAAAGGGUCAAGAGGGCAGUGAGGACCCUGACAGCCUCCUCCCACGCCACAGGUCCAUGGAGUCAGCCAACAUCCUCCUCUAUGAAGUUGGAGGAAAUAUAAGUGAGCAUCGCCUGGACCCAGAUGCCUACCUCCUAGAUCUGUACCGCGCCAACCCCCACGGCGAGUGGGUCAUUAAACAGAGCCCCACCUAAGCCCCGGGUCUCUAAGGAGCAGCCCUGGAUGUGUCACCCUCGCCACUACCGGCUCUGUGACUGUGUGCCCAGCAUGGGAGCAAAACUUUUGAAGGCAAAAGUCUGGGUCUUCCUCCAAGUCAUCCUUCUCUGAGGUGCCACUCAGAUCUGGAAAAGGACUCAGGGCUGGGGCUGUCUCCCCGCUUCAUAGCCACGCAGACAAAGCCGUCCCUCCCGUCCACGCCCCAGCCCUCAGGCAGGUCAGCUCCCACACUAGCUUUGCUGCGUGACAACACCACUCGGUGCACUUGGAUCUCCGUGGGGUUUUGUCCAUGAUUUCUAAACCCAAAGGGAAUGAAAAAAUGCAGCACCUCUAUCAAGAGGCAAUUGGGGUUUUUCCCAGGAAAAAAUGCUUUGAAAGUGGCCCUACAAUGUGUGUUGGCAACAGCAUCAGAGAUGAGUCCAGGAGAGCUCUGUGACCUUGGGCAAGCCCCUUGCCCACUCUGAGUCCUUCAAGGAUGAGGGGGUCAGGCCUCGGAGAAGGGAAGCAGAUGCUGUAGCCAUGGACAGCCCUGGAAGAACUGGGCAGAAGAAAAAUUCCCUUCACAUGCUCACAUUUUAAAUGUUGGUUUGUACUGUCUUGUCAUUUUGUAGUAUAGUAUUUAAAUUGUUUAAACAUUAAAGGCACAGG
Messenger RNA from Lemur catta (Ring-tailed lemur), 2743 nucleotides. RefSeq names its product Rho GTPase activating protein 40 (gene ARHGAP40). Gene Ontology annotation, molecular function: GTPase activator activity. The transcript has 15 exons. The record is from RefSeq and is a predicted model, not a curated record. NCBI's taxonomy places the organism in Eukaryota, Metazoa, Chordata, Mammalia, Primates, Lemuridae. Gene Ontology annotation, biological process: regulation of small GTPase mediated signal transduction; regulation of actin filament polymerization; signal transduction. Gene Ontology annotation, cellular component: cytoplasm. Bases 49 to 2073 code for a protein of 674 amino acids.